Molecule: messenger RNA, 1503 nt
Organism: Alnus glutinosa
Lineage: Eukaryota; Viridiplantae; Streptophyta; Magnoliopsida; Fagales; Betulaceae
Exons: 4
Coding region: 1-1503 (500 amino acids)
Source: RefSeq, a predicted model, not a curated record
AUGGAUUGUAUCUUUUCCGGUUUGCUGAUGGAAAGACUAGAGACUCUGUUUUUGGAGGAAAAGCUUUGGCAUAUUGCCAAUAAACCUCUUAUCUUGCGAGAAUGGAAUCCAGGUAUGCAGUUAUUGAAGCUUUCUUUAUCCACUGUUCCUGUUUGGAUUAAAAUGCACAAUCUCCCUAUGGAGUAUUGGAGCUCUUCUUGCUUGAGCCACAUAGUAAGUGGGGUGGGAAAAACCCUCUGUGCUGAUUCUAUUUCUGAGGACCAACUUAGGUUGGAUUUUGCUCAUGUUUUGGUUGAAGUAAAUUUGGAUUCUGAUUUUCCAAAGGAAAUUGAGAUUUUAGAUCUUAAUGGUGUUGUGAUAAAGGUUGGCAUUGAAUAUCCCUGGCUUCCUAUUAAAUGUAGGAAAUGUAAUUCUUUGGGUCAUACUUCUCACACAUGUUCUAAAAUUGAGAAGAGGAUCUGGAUUCCACGUAAGAGGGACAAAUUACAGCAGGUGAAUGGUCCAACAAAACCCAUUGUUUUGAAGGAAAAAACUGGUGGGAUUACCAAUUCGGGUCCUUCUAAUAAAGACCAAUGGACUAUGGUUAAUAGGUCCAACAAAACUCCUAAAUCUAGGAUGUCAAUUGUUGAUAAUAGCCAGCAUUGGACAAACUCUUUCCAAUUGCUAGCUAUGGUGGAUGGUUUUAAGCAUGAUGAUAGUGAAAUUCGGAAAUCAAAUGAAGCUUUGUUGAGGAUGUUGGAUGAUAAUAGCUUAAAAAAUGAGAGUGAGAAUGAAAAGUUUUUUGAUCCAAUCACUCAAUAUAGGGACAAUGAAAUCAAAGACCCUCAAAUGGACAAUGAUGAUGUUGAGGAAGAUAGAGAUGUACAUGAACUAAAUGUGGUUGAGACACUUGAGCAGGAUCACUUUAAUAUGUCUUGUUUUGAUAAUCCUGUAGAAUAUGGCUUGACUAACUUUUGUGAUUUUAUUUUUUGUGAGGAUUCUACAUUUGGAUCGAAGGUGAAUGCAUGGAACCCUAUAUUCGAGUUACUACCUCAAGAGCCCAAAAUGUUGCCACCUAAUGAGAACGUGCCAAAGGUGAAGUUAAAAUCAUUGCCAGUAGCACGCAGUAAUUUGGAAAUCACUGAUCUCAAUUUUAGUGGCUGUUUCUAUACUUGGAAUAACAAGAGUGAAGGUUCAAGUUUUGUGGCUAGGAAGCUUGAUAGGGUUCUUGUAAAUGAAGCUUGGAUUUGCAAAUAUGGUAGAACUUGUGUGGAUUUUCCUCUUGGUGGUCUUUCUGACCAUUCUCCUGCUGUUAUUUCAGGUGUUCCUGUGUAUAGGCUUUGUAUGAAGUUGAAAGCUCUAAAGGUGGUGCUUAAAGAAAAAAACCGUAGUUGUUGUGGUGAUAUUAAAACUAAGGUUUUGCAAGCCCAGUCUAAGUUGGAAAUAGCUCAGUGUGCUGUUUUAGAUUCUCAUGGCAGUACUAAUAGCUUUCUUUGUAAUUGUUUUUGGAGAGGGUACCAUUAA